This is a messenger RNA of Schistosoma haematobium, 652 nucleotides long. RefSeq lists its product as uncharacterized. NCBI's taxonomy places the organism in Eukaryota, Metazoa, Platyhelminthes, Trematoda, Strigeidida, Schistosomatidae. Bases 36 to 629 code for a protein of 197 amino acids. The record is from RefSeq and is a predicted model, not a curated record. The transcript has a single exon.
CAGAAUCAUGGUAAUCGAGCGAGUAACUCACAACAAUGUUUGACGAGGCUUUACUUUUGGACUUUGGCGGAGUAGUCUGUGAGUUCACCAAGGACUUAUCGAGUAAACAGACAUUAGUUUCAUCUAUCUUUCCUACUCUUCUGCGUUUCCGCGUCAUUCAUUUUCCAUCAGUCGUAGCAUCUACAUUAGAACUACUCGGGACAGUAGUUGUUUUGUCUGGGUCACCGGUUGCUGCUGUAGAAACAUGGCCACCAAUAUCUAAUGACGUGUCACCCAUUGGUUAUUUCAGGGUAGAAGGUUCGAUUGCACGUUGCGCAGUUGGAUGUCUGGCCUGUGCCGUGACAGUACUUACGGGACUGACGCAAUCUUCGCCAUCAGUACCAAUGUUACCGAUACGGCCCUCGUCGACCUUCUUAUCAGCCAACACCAGAAGGCUAAUUGCUUCCUGGAUGAGUAAUGUUUUGCUCGAGCGACAAGACAUACAAAGCCAAUGGGAGUUGGGCUUUGGGCACCUUUUAUAUGCAGUAGGGCUUGAUCGGGUACACACCUUAUGGGACCACUUAUUACACUCAUCACAUUACAUCCCUUCCUCCACGGCGAAUAAGCAAUAUGGUUGUCCACAUUUAUGAGCAGAGCUGGCCAUCUCAAAAAU